This is a messenger RNA of Eubalaena glacialis (North Atlantic right whale), 1134 nucleotides long. RefSeq names its product RIB43A domain with coiled-coils 2 (gene RIBC2). NCBI's taxonomy places the organism in Eukaryota, Metazoa, Chordata, Mammalia, Artiodactyla, Balaenidae. The record is from RefSeq and is a predicted model, not a curated record. The coding region runs from base 1 to 1134 and encodes 377 amino acids. The transcript has 7 exons.
AUGGAGGUAGAGCAGCCCAAGGACCUGGAGGAGGGCUUCGGCCUGGCCAAAAGGAGAUAUGCGGAGCUGCGCAGGCAGAAACGGAUCUUCAAUGCCAGGAACAGGAUCAUCGGGGGAGACGCAGAAGCCUGGGAUGUUCAGGUUUGUGACCAGAAGAUAAAAGAAGCAACUGAAAAAGCUAGACAGGAAACCUUUGCUGCUGAAAUGAGGCAAAAUGACAAGAUCGCAUGCAUAUCAGAAGACCGGGAAAGGAGAGAUAGGAAAAAUCUCUGUAAAGCUAUCAAUGAUUUCCAACAGAGCUUUCAGAAGCCAGAAACUCGCCGUGAAUUUGACCUCUCCGACCCCCUAGCCCUUAAGAAAGAUCUUCCAGCCCGGCAGUCAGAUAAUGAUGCUCGGAAUACAAUAUCAGGAAUGCAGAAAUUCAUGGGAGAGGAUUUAAACUUCUAUCAGAGGAAGAAAUUCCAAGAGGAACAAAACAGGGAAUGGUCCUUGCAACAGCAAAGGGAAUGGAAGAUCGCCCGCGCCAACCAAAAAUGCGCAGAGGAUCUCUACCUGAAAACAAGGCUGCAGUUUGACGAAACAGCCAAGCAUUUACAGAAUCUGGAAAGCACCACCAGAAAGGCGGUUUGUGCAGCUGUGAAAGAAUUCAACAAGAAGCAGGCCUUGGAGUCAGCGGAAAAGAAAAUUCAAGAGAAAAAACAAGACCAAGAGGACAACCUGGCCGAGAUCUCCCACCUGCUGCGUGGGGACCUGCUCUCGGAGAAUCCCCAGCAGGCAGCCAGCUCCUUCGGGCCCCAUCGCGUGGUCCCCGACCGCUGGAAGGGCGUGAGCCGGGAGCAGCUGGGGCUCAUCCGCCUGGGUCAGAAACAGCAAGUCCAGGAGAAGCUGAGGCUCCAGGAGGAAGAGCGCCAGCGAGACAUGCACUGGGACCGGCAGAGGGUCCAGCGGGCUCGCGCCGCCUUGCUGUGUGAUCGACAGCAGCAGUGCCAACAGCAUGACCUGUGCAGGGCCCUGGACUGCAGCAACCUCAGCCUGGCCAAGGAGCAGCUUUCGCAGAAAAAAUAUAUGAAGGAAAUCUGUACAAAUCAUCCCACAGAAGAUUAUUUCGCACAAUUUAAUACAAGAAGUCGAUAA